Messenger RNA from Monopterus albus (swamp eel), 6364 nucleotides. RefSeq names its product zinc finger MIZ domain-containing protein 1-like. NCBI's taxonomy places the organism in Eukaryota, Metazoa, Chordata, Actinopteri, Synbranchiformes, Synbranchidae. Gene Ontology annotation, cellular component: chromatin. Gene Ontology annotation, biological process: regulation of transcription by RNA polymerase II; protein sumoylation. Gene Ontology annotation, molecular function: SUMO ligase activity; zinc ion binding. The record is from RefSeq and is a predicted model, not a curated record.
GGUCGGAGCGGGCCACUCCAGCGGAUCCAGUGGACCAGAUGGCUGCUGAGCCGAGCGACAGUCCAGCUCCGCUCCCGGAUUCUCCCGAUGGCUUCGCGUCCGCUUAGAAUCCGCGACACAUUUUGUCGGCAGCCACCGAGCAUAGGUCCCUUUGGUAAUAGAAUAGCCAAUGUAAUUUGACACUUCAACUUACUGCGCUCUCUCCGAGUCUAUUCAGUUACUCAGCCACUGACGUUGAGCCUUUUCUCAGUGGCCGUGAGGGGGAAGAUAUUUAAAAGAGAAGAGCCGAAAAUUACCGAGGACUUUCUUUGCUUAAUAACCCGGGGCAAAAGACGUGAGGUGCUGGAGUGUUUCUCCUUCUGGUGUGUGAAUGGGUGGGGGGGUCCUCUGUGCUGAAGAAUCAAGGAUUAAAGUCAACACAGAACGCUCUGGUUUAAUGGCUGGCAGGUAGAGGCCAAAGAGGGACAAUCAACAUGAACUCGAUUCCAUCGAUGGACAGACACAUACAGCAGACCAAUGACCGUCUGCAGUGUAUCAAACAGCACUUACAAAAUCCAGCAAAUUUCCAAACAGCAGCAACUGAGCUGCUGGACUGGUGUGGCGACCCCCGAGCUUUCCAGCGCCCCUUCGAGCAAAGCCUGAUGGGAUGCCUAACGGUGGUUAGCCGCGUAGCAGCUCAGCAGGGCUUCGACUUGGACCUGGGCUACCGGCUCCUGGCUGUGUGUGCCGCCAACAGGGAUAAGUUCACUCCAAAAUCGGCAGAAACCAACUGCUGCAGGAGGUGUCAGUCUGACUCAGCUCUUCUGUCCUCGUGGUGUGAGGAGCUGGGACGCCUCCUUCUCCUCCGUCACCAGAAGAACAGGCAGAACGAGCCUCCAGGAAAAGUGUCCAUGCAGCCCCCUAUGAGCUCCAUGAAGCCCAGCCUCUCACAUGGAGAUGGGUCUUUUCCCUACGACUCAGUUCCCUGGCAGCAGAAUACCAAUCAGCCUCCAGGUUCGUUGUCUGUGGUGACCACUGUGUGGGGUGUGACCAACACCUCACAGAGCCAGGUGUUGGGGAAUCCAAUGGCUAACAACAACAAUCCCAUGAACCCUGGGGGUAACCCUAUGGGCUCAGGUAUGUCUAGUAGUAAUCCAGGUAUGAACUCAUCUCAGUUCCCUGGCCCUCAGCAGCAGUUUCCCAGCAAAGGCAACUCCAACCAGGGCUACAUGCAGCAGGGCAUGUAUGGAAGACCCAACUACCCCGGAGGAGGAGGUUUUGGUGGCAACUACCCUGGAGGGCCUAAUGCUGGGCCUGGUGGAAUGGCUAUCCCUCCACACUCCCGUCCACCUUCAGACUUCACUCAGCCUGCCGCUGCUGCCGCCGCCGCUGCUGCUGCAGCUGCUGCUGCCACCGCAACUGCCACCGCUACAGCAACUGUAGCUGCCCUGCAGGAAACCCAGAACAAGGACAUGAACCAAUAUGGACCGAUGAGUUCGUCUUUCCAGAUGGGACCAAACCAGGCAUACAACAGCCAGUUCAUGAACCAGCCAGGACCUCGUGGGCCUCCAUCCCUCUCUGGGAACAUGGGCACAGGCAUGAAUGCAUCCAACAUGAGUGGGCCCCCAAUGGGAAUGAACCAGCCCAGAGGCCAAGGCAUGGGACCUUUUGGGGCCCAUGGCCAAAGGAUGCCUCAACAAGGCUAUGCAGGACCCCGGCCUCAAGGCAUGGGUAUGCAGGGCAUGAAAAGGCCAUACCCAGGGGAGCCAAACUAUGGUGGGCAGCAGUAUGGACCAAACAACCAGUUCCCUAAUCAGCAGGGACAAUAUCCCACGCCCAAUGCCUCCAGGCCACUGCCGUCUCCUAACUACCCUGGACAGAGAAUGCCAGGACAGCAGCUGCAGGGCCAGUACCCUCCACCCAGUGGUGCCAUGGGCCAGUACUACAAGCAAGAACCACCGUUUAAUGGCCAAACAAAUAACUUCUCUGGGAGUGGAUAUCAGUACAGCCAGGGUAAUAUGAAUGGGCCGCCAAGACCAGUGGGUAACUACCCUCACUCCCCAGUGCCAGGUAACCCCACCCCUCCAAUGACCCCAGGAAGUAACAUCCCUCCAUACCUGUCGCCAAACCAGGAUGUGAAACCACCCUUCCCUCCUGACAUUAAACCAAAUAUCACUGCUCUCCCUCCACCUCCAGCCAGCCACAAUGAGGAGCUACGUCUGACAUUCCCAGUGCGGGACGGGGUAGUCCUAGAGCCCUUUCGGCUAGAGCAUAACUUGGCUGUCAGUAACCACGUCUUCCACUUACGGCCCUCUGUACAUCAGACACUCAUGUGGAGAUCAGACCUGGAGCUGCAGUUUAAGUGCUACCACCAUGAAGACCGUCAGAUGAACACCAACUGGCCGGCAUCGGUCCAAGUCAGCGUCAACGCCACACCCCUCACGAUCGAGCGGGGCGACAACAAGACCUCCCACAAACCCCUGCAUCUAAAGCACGUAUGCCAGCCAGGAAGGAACACGAUCCAGAUCACAGUCACUGCCUGCUGCUGCUCCCACCUGUUUGUGCUGCAGCUGGUCCACAGGCCCUCAGUCCGCUCUGUCCUCCAGGGCUUGUUGAAGAAGAGGCUUCUUCCUGCAGAGCACUGCAUCACUAAAGUUAAGAGGAACUUCAGCAGUGUAGCAGCAUCAACAGGCAAUGCCACACUCAAUGGAGAAGAUGGUGUGGAGCAGACAGCCAUCAAGGUUUCCCUCAAAUGUCCGAUCACCUUCCGGCGAAUACAGCUUCCAGCGAGAGGUCAUGACUGCAAACACAUUCAGUGUUUUGAUUUGGAAUCAUAUUUACAACUGAACUGUGAGCGAGGGACAUGGCGCUGUCCUGUAUGCAAUAAAACAGCAUUGUUAGAAGGACUUGAAGUAGACCAGUACAUGUGGGGAAUCUUGAAUGCCAUCCAAAACUCAGAGUUUGAGGAGGUCACCAUCGACCCCACAUGUAGUUGGCGACCAGUGGCUAUCAAAUCCGAUAUCCAGAUCAAGGAGGAUCCAGAUGGACCACUGGCCAAGAGGUUUAAGACCAUGAGUCCCAGCCAGAUGAUCAUGCCCAAUGUGAUGGAGAUGAUAGCUCAGCUCGGCCCCGGGCCGUCACCGUACCCAUCACUACCUUCUCAGCAAGGGGGCGGCAACAGUGAAUACGGCAGCCAAGGCAACAGUUACCAGGGACACGGGAACUUUGACUUCCCUCACGGCACCCCUGGUGGUACGUCGAUGAAUGAUUUCAUGCAUGGUCCCCAGCUGUCUCACCCACCUGACAUGCCCAACAGUCUGAUGGACAAGCCACUCUCCCACAACAUGCCUGACUCAAUACCUCAUUCUGCUGGCAAUGACCAUGGUCCAUUGCAGCAAAGCUUACAUGCAUCUCCACACCCUGGGAGCCAAUCGGGGCAGCAGCUACACCACAGCGGGCCUCCUCAGCCCUCACGACAAGUUCCACCUACAGCAGCACAGCAGCAGCAGCAGCCUGGCCCCAACAACCAUCCCCACAGCGAUCUGCCCUUCAACCCCUCCAGCAGCUUGGACAGCCAAGCAGGGUCGGACAUGCCCGAGCCAUCAUUAGACCUUCUUCCUGAGCUUGCUAACCCUGAUGAGCUGUUGUCAUACCUGGAUCCACCAGACCUCCCCAGCAACAGCAACGAUGACCUUCUGUCACUCUUUGAAAACAACUGAGAUGAUUCAGACAUAAACUUUUCUGACUGCCUGCAGUUUCCUUUAGAACCCAGGGCAGUCACUCAGUACUUGAUAAACACAAAGAUGCACUCCCUUUCUCUUCUUCCUCUUGUAUAGUUUUCAUUCGCCAGCGCAGAUUGACUGAAAGAAGUUAAAACUCAAUGCUCACGGUGGGAUGCCCGCCCCGUGGCGAUACCUUUGAACUGUGCAGCUAUACUUAGUUGAUUUUUUUAUGCCACACACAAGUGUAUAUGUGCACAUUAGGAACGUGUUGUAGCAUUUUUUUAUUCAUGUUUUGUUUCCUUUUUAGAGUAAAAAGGAAUUCACUGUAUAAAACAGAAAAAUAACUGAAAAAAGUGCUAUCUGGCCAGUGUGCAUUAUCUCCAUAUUGCUAUUCCAACUGGAGAGGCCACAGCUUCCUUAAGUCACAGCUCCAUUCCCUAAGUGGUCUGGUUAGUCGCACUGUUUUGUCCACCACACAUCAUUUAAAAGCACAAGAGAUUCUGGCAUUGGGGGAAAAUGAAUUCUUUACAAACAAAGAAUUGGAUCCAUAUAUAUCUGUCCAUGACAAAAUGUUUUUAAAAAAAAUUUUGACAAUGUUUUGAAAAGAUUUUUGGGAAUGAUUGGCUUCCACUUUGUCUAUAAUUGUGAUACUUACAUAUUUUUGUCAAAUAGAGAUUUCCCUGCUUUUCAUUGCCCAAUAGAGUUUACAGAUGGAAUGGAGAAGAUUUUGGCCCCACUGAAAAAAAGUUUAUAUUGCAUCCCAAGAAUAAUAUACAUGUACUACAUAGUGUGUAGCUUUCAUCCUCCUGUACAGAGGAGUGAGUUUAUGGAAAUUGAUGGUACAAUAUGAGAGUGGGGGGUUCCUUUGGCACUCCUGCUGUGUUUAUUGCUUCCUUCUACAGCUCCUUCCAUGCCGUGUACUCUGCAUGAGCCCCUGGUGUUGCUCAUGUCAGCGUUUUUGCAAAGUUGCAUCUCUCUCCCUGUUAAAUGAUGUGCUGUUAAGUAGUCUACAAAGUGCAUGUGUGCCAAGCCUUUGUCUAGUGCUGUUCCAAGUGGUUAAAAAAACAUAGUGUGGAUUUUAUCUGUUGUUGUUACCACCGCUCUUUUGUUUAUAUGUUUGUGUUUGAUUUCUGUCAGAUUUAGUAUGAUUAAUUUAACAUUAACAUUGAAGGGAUAAUGCUGAUACCAGCAGUACAUUUAUCAUGUAUUUGCUGGAUAUACUGUAUUAUGUUUGUUUGUCUUUUUGUUUUGUUUUGUUGUUUUGUUUUGCUGAAUAAUUAACCUAUACAUUAAUCUUUUGGGAAACUGCUCAACAUCACCAAAGUUUGAGGGAUGAGAAUGGAGAUGUUUGUGUUUGCUUGGGCCUGUGAAAGACUGAGUAUGAUCAAGUGUGUGCAUGACUGUAUGUGUGUGUAUGAGAGGUAAUAAUUGGUUUCAAAGAUAUGGAGGAGGACAAUUACAGUUUAUCCAUCACUACUGUUCAAGAAGUGGUGUUUAAAGCAGUAUUGGUGCAGACAUUUUGCCACAUUUGUUUUAAGUUUCACUUUUUGAGAAGAGUGCUGUUCAGUAUGCAAAUGUAUUAUUUUUAAAGAAAUGCUAUUGUACUGUAAAUAUAAUUGUGAAUAUUUUUAUAUCAUCUUGAUAUUGUUUGUUCUUUGAUCAUUAGUCAUCCAACCCAACCACAUAUGCUCCCCUGCUCCCAUCUGACCACUGACUUUGUUUGCAACCAGCAGCUGUCUUUUGCCUCCUUGUUGCAGAGAAGCCGGUCCAAACAUCUCAUAAGCUACUUCCUGCAGGCUGUCCUGCUUUCUAGUCACUUUUCUUCCAGUGCACUCUGUCUCACACCUGUCAUUUAUAGACGGGUGUCCCAUUUCUCUGUGGUCCCCUUCUCUGUAUCAACUGAAGGUGAUUGUGUAGCAUCAUUUCACCUGUAAGAUGUCAAGCGCAGUUUCAAGCAAUAUUUUUCUUUUGUACACAUGUAUUUGAUUGAAAAUGAUCAGUGCUGUCUAAUCAUAAAUUUCUAUUAACAUUUUAUCAGUAAUGGUUUUAGAAAGAUGUGGUAUCAGCUGGCUUUCAGUGUAAUUAGUGAGCUAUGUGAAUAUCAUACUUGUUGCUAGCUGUCAAUACACAGUGGUAUUUUAAAGAUAUAUCACAACCAUAUUUUAAAGAAAUUCAUGAUAUUGUUUAUAUUUUUAUUAUAGAAAAUGUGGCUUUUUUAAGCAUGAGACCAUAUACAGCACAUCUUUAUCCCUUUUUGUUUGUGGUAAGUUAUUUUGUACUGUUUUUCUUAUUAAUCUGUAAGGCUAGAAAUCCAAUUUCUUUCAACUGUAGCAUUGUGUUCAUUAAAUCACCUUGGGUUUAUGUAAGCAUAAUUUUGAACAUCUUUUAUGAAAUAUGAUUUGUUCCAGUUCCACACACUGACAUGCUGUUUCAUAUUUAUGUCACAAGGAGGCAUCAAAUCAAAAUUCUUUUUUAAUGAUACACGGCCUCGGUUUUAUUUGUUACUAUAUGAAUUGAGACUUUCCUUGGAAAUCAUUGUCAUUUCAUAUUUUGUUCUUACUUUCAAGUGAGCCAAUUUGAUGUAUUUGGCAGCACCCAAAAUUUGUAGUUGCACUAUCACAAUAAAGGGCCAUUUCCCUGGGGGAGUUGUUUAAAAGAAAAAA